AUGUUAAUCAUUCACAUUCAAGCCCAAGGUUACAUAAGCCUAAUUUUCAAGAUUUAUCAUAAAUGCAAUUACAAGAACAACUCAAAGUGUUGCCUACAUUUGCAAAUUGCAUCUUUUACAUCAAGAGUUAUAAAAGAGCAUUCAAGUCCUAAAUUAAAAGGAAAGAAAACUCCAAAUAUACAAGAAAGAUUCAAAAUUUCCUAUGGUCUAAGUUACACCAUCAAAGCUCUUAGGCUCACACUUUUUACAAGUCCCAUGAAUUUCCUAUGGCAAGAGAAACCAUGUCUUGAAUUGCUUCCCCUUCAAAUUUCUCCAAGAUCCGCUCCAAGAAAGUUUGGCCUAGUUUCUCCUUGCAUCUUUAAGGUUUCUUCUUCAUGCUCACACCAUCCAUCAACAUAUAAAAAAAAGAGGAAGACAAGUGAGUUUAUCAUGCAUAUUUUGGUCACAAGAAAUAUUGUCAUUCCAACAAAAAUAAACAAGUUAAUAGCACGUUCAAAUUUCCAACAAGCUAAACAUGUUAAAGGCCUAAAGUUUCAAACAAUCAUCAUUCAAAAAUCUCUCAAACAACAAUAA
This is a messenger RNA of Vicia faba (fava bean), 573 nucleotides long. The record is from the annotation of a GenBank genome assembly. NCBI's taxonomy places the organism in Eukaryota, Viridiplantae, Streptophyta, Magnoliopsida, Fabales, Fabaceae.